CAAUUCCUCGUACGACCAGAGGAUCGGAAAUAUCAAAGGAUAUUAUGGCGCAGCGCGAGUGGAGAAACAGAAACAUAUGAGCUUAACACCGUAAUACUCUUAUCAUAGAAAUAGAAGCAGUCCUCAAUUCCCGCCCUCUAACUUCUAUCUCCACCGAUCCAAAUGAUCUCCUAGCCCUCACUCCCGGACAUUUCCUCAUUGGCGAUUCAUUAAUGUGCUUACGUGAUCGAGAUUUCAGGGACAUUCCAUCGAACCGACUCUCCAAAUGGCAGCAUAUCCAACAGCUUAAACAACAUUUUUGGAACCGCUGGCAUAAGGAGUAUUUGAACGAGCUAACCAACCGCAAUAAAUGGAGCAAGGGUGGACACAGCAUCCAAAAGGGCACAAUCGUCAUCCUCAGAGAGGACAACGUUCCCUCCAUGCAUUGGCCUCUGGGCCGAGUUAUCAAGAUUCAUCCAGGCGCCGAUGGUGUCAUCCGGACAGCUACAGUUCAGACGGCAAAGAGCAUUUUGGAUCGGGGCGUCAAAAGGCUUGUCCCACUGCCAAUUCAACCCGAUCUCGAGAAACCCGAACAACUAGCCACCGAGACGAAAUAAGAUGGGAACUUCAACCACACCUCCCUAGUUUGAUCGGUACCCUCUCAACGGGGGGAGAAUGUUACGCCAUGCGGCUUACCAUAGGUCAUAUUCUUAACUAUCGAUCGCGGCACUAUAAUGUCGCAGACGGAUCGUCGUGUCUGCCCGGCAAACAAACAUUGUAGUGGCAAGCGCAUGGUUCAUUAAGCAGGGCGACUUCCAGAAACGUCGACUCGUGGCCCGUAUUUUACCUCGCGUAAAAGAAUGUGGCGUGAUCCGAACGUAGUGGGGGUCGCCUUCCAGAAAAAACGAAAAAAAUCGAAAGGCGUUCAGAACUUUUCGAGAUGUCGAACCGUCAACACAUGUGAAUGUACCACACCGGACAAUCAAGAAGGCAGGUGCCUUGACUACAGAAAAUGUAAACCUCUGCAAGAAAUAUGGCAGAUACAGUACCGUACAGCCACCGAUUUUUAUAGACGAUCAGUGUGCAGAUACCAGGGCAAUGUUACGAUCGUUUGCUGUCCGAACGAUCCAAACAAAGAGAAGAGAGAAAUUUUAAUAAAAACUGUGUAUAAGUAUAAGGCUUUGCGACCACCAUACUGUGGUUUUAGCAACGUCUCUCAUACCAGGGUGGUCGAUGGUAAACCAGCUGAACUUGGCGCUUGGCCAUGGAUCGCUGCAUUAGGUUUUCGUAAUCCCCGAAACCCAGACAAACCACUAUGGAAGUGCGGAGGUUCCCUGAUAUCGGCUAGGCAUGUUUUGACCGCAGCACAUUGUGCACAUAUGGAUGGAAUAGAAAACAUACACAAUCAUAAUAUUGUCAUUCUUAGAUUGGUGGAGGAGGUGCCAUUUUCGAGGUACGUAUAUCCCAUUUGUACGAAAGAGCCCCUACGAAAGAGCAACUUCGUCGGCUAUAACCCCCUUGUUGCUGGAUUGGGAGCAUUAAGAUAUAGACGACCACGACGUAAUGCAUUAAUGGAAGUACAAAUGCCAGUGAUUAAGAACGCCGAAUGCAAAAUAGCUUAUUCCAAAUUUCCUAAUGCACCUGAUAUCACUGAUGGUAUAAUAUGCGCCGAACAUGCUCAGGGUGGAGAGGAUUCUUGUACGGCUGACCGCGGCGGACCACUGCUGAUACAACAUGAAUUAACCUCGUAUUUAAUAGAUUAUAGAUUCCUAUACGACUCUCAGUAAAAAUUUAUCCGCACUCCAGAUAGUUAAAACUUCUGUCGACCGUAUUGAUCCAUCUGCACUCUUCGUAUGACGUCAAUAUCUGUUCAGUGCUGCUGCGCAGGUUUCUUUGUGUUACGUCAAUUCGUUUGUGACCGUUGCGCGAGUAAUGGCGCUUUGCAAUGGUGAUUUGCAGGAAAACAGUGCAGGAUGCUGUGAUUCGUUUCUUGUGGUCGGAGGUUAUGUUUGAUGCCUAUAUUUAUCAAAGAUUUAAUGCACAUUAUGGAGAAAGUGUUUUGUCACGAAGUGUGUUUGAAUGGGCACAAAAGUUCAAAGAAGAUCGCACGAGUGUUAUGAAAAAACAGCUGGACGCCCGUCCACAUCCACGAUGACAACAUUGAACGUGCUCAUGAACUUAUGCUCUAUGGAAUAGACGAGUGACACUGGAUAAUGUGGCAAAUCAUUUGCAAAUCAGCCACGGCUCUGCUUAUGCAAUAGUGCACGACAGAUUUGGAUUUUAAAAAGUUUGUGCGAGAUGGAUGCCGAAAAAGCUGAUGAAAAGGUGAAGACGACGAUGCAUUCGUGGUUCGCAGCUCAGCCCAAAACAUUUUUUAAUGAGAAAAUACAAAGGUCCUUCGGCAAAUGGACAAAGUGUAUACAGAAAUCGAGUGAUUAUGUCAAAAAAUGAUGUAUGUCUUUUUUGACAAUUGCUUAAAAUAAAUUCUACACCGACAGAGCGGGCUGUUAAUCUAGAGGCUGGAGUACAAAGAAGUGGCACAAUGAUGUGGGCUGAUGACAUUUAUAAUUAUCAAGGAAUCACCCCUACAUUCGCUCAGAAUUUUAAUGAAACUGUCCCUUGGGAAGGAAGAACUGAUACCUUGAUAUCACGGUUUGUACAUCCUAUAUAUACGACAAAUUUUAGAACAUUAUAUAACGAAGAACCAGAUCGUCGUGGCCAUGUGAUGUGAAUAAAAGGACUUGAAUUUGAUGAUAUUUUUAUAAUGUUAGAUAACAUAACUAAGUAUCUUCACAGUAAGAUAGGAUGACAUGGUUUACAUGAUCUUAAUGUUGUUCA
This is a messenger RNA of Bombus huntii, 2817 nucleotides long. RefSeq names its product venom serine protease Bi-VSP-like. The transcript has 9 exons. Gene Ontology annotation, molecular function: serine-type endopeptidase activity. Lineage: Eukaryota; Metazoa; Arthropoda; Insecta; Hymenoptera; Apidae. Bases 840 to 1766 code for a protein of 308 amino acids. The record is from RefSeq and is a predicted model, not a curated record. Gene Ontology annotation, biological process: proteolysis.